AUGGCCGGCCGCAGUUGUGGCUGUGGCCCGGGUCACCUGAAUGAGGACAACGCGCGCUUCCUGCUGCUCGCAGGGCUCAUCCUGCUCUACCUGCUGGGCGGCGCCGCUGUAUUCUCGGCGCUGGAGCUGGCUCACGAGCUGCAGGCCAAGCAGCGCUGGGAGGAGCGCCUGGCCAACUUCAGCCGCGGCCACAACCUGAGCCGCGAAGAGCUGCGAGGCUUCCUCCGUCACUAUGAGGAAGCCACCAAGGCGGGCAUCCGCAUAGACAGCGUGCGCCCUCGCUGGGACUUCACCGGAGCCUUCUACUUCGUGGGCACUGUGGUGUCCACCAUAGGGUUUGGGAUGACAACACCAGCCACAAUAGGAGGGAAGAUCUUUCUGAUCUUCUACGGUCUCGUUGGAUGUGCAAGCACCAUCCUCUUCUUCAACCUCUUCCUAGAGCGGCUGAUCACAGUCAUCGCCUACGUCAUGAGAUCCUGUCACCAACAGCAGCUGCAGAGACGUGGGGUAGUGACCCAGGACAACAUGAAGGCCCCUGAGAAGCGUGAGGUCGACAGCCUGGCCGGCUGGAAGCCCUCUGUGUACUAUGUCAUGCUGAUCCUAUGCCUGGCAUCCGUGGUCAUCUCUUGCGGAGCCUCGGCUCUGUACGCCACCAUGGAAGGCUGGAGCUACUUUGACUCUCUCUACUUCUGUUUCGUCGCUUUCAGCACCAUUGGCUUUGGGGACCUGGUCAGCAGCCAGAAUGCUCAGUAUGAGAGCCAAGGACUCUACCGAUUUGCCAACUUCUUCUUCAUCCUCACAGGCGUCUGCUGCAUCUACUCCUUGUUUAAUGUCAUCUCCAUCCUGAUCAAGCAGACUGUGAACUGGAUCCUGAGGAAGCUGGAUAGUGGGUACUUCCCACAAUGUCAAAGAGGACUCCUGCGGUCCAGGAGGAAUACGGUGAUGCCCGGCAACAUCCGGAACAGGGGCAACAUCUCCAUAGAGACGGAUGGGAUGAUGGAGAGUGACACGGACGGGCGACGUCUCUCGGGGGAGAUGAUCUCCAUGAAGGACACCAACAAGGUCUCAUUGGCUAUCCUGCAGAAGCAGCUGUCCGAGAUGGCCAAUGGUGGACCCCACCAGUCCAAUGCAUCCUUCAGGGAUGAUGAGUUCUCGGGGGGUGUGGGGGCCUUUGCAGUGAUGAAUAACAGGUUGGCAGAGACAAGCGGAGAUACGUAGGAACCAGGAGUAGCUACUAGAUGAAGAGACCCAGGGACAGGUGGAGGACAAGACACUGUCAAGCCCCCAGUGAGCUGAGCUGUGUGCCUGGCUGUUGCUAUUCGCUUCUCAAGUCCAGCUUUUGAAAUCUGAUCUUGACCUCAGGCAACAGCAACCUCUCAAGGUUAGGGACUGGAGCCUCCUUGCUCUUCUUUUACUCUUGAAUUCCAAGUUUUAUAAUGCUGAGGUCCUCACCAUCCCCCAGAGUUUUAAUUGUCUGCAGGAGAAGGGUUUCCCUUCAGCUUUAAUUUCCCCAUGAUGGGAUAUCACUUGGGAAGGAAAGCCCUGAAGAGCCUAAUUCUAGCCUGGAACUGUGAAUGGCUGAAUUCAGCACUUCACCAACCCCCAUCUGGGCCUCCCACGCAUAUUUGUUGUUGGUUCCAUAGAUGGGAAAAAGCAUCAAGUCUUCUCUUUAUACCCGCUUCUCGGUUUAGGAGUCUUUUGUUUAUUGUUUUCUUUUGUUUGUUUUGUUUCCUGUUUGGCUAAUGUAUCUUUGGGAAUCUUAUGUAAUAAGAAAAUGAAUUCAUCUUCAAGACAUUAAGCCGCAGUAGGGUGACAGCAGGGAGUCAAGGGAGGAAAGCAGCUCCCUGUGUAACUAAAGCCCUCAGCUUACUUAAUGUGUUCUCUUUGAAUGACUACACAGACUAUCAUUUUACCAGGGCUUCGAGCCUGUUGUAGAGGCAACUGACUAUUUAUUAGAACUGAAAUUUUAAUAAAUUCUCAUUUUGUUAACUAA
Molecule: messenger RNA, 1993 nt
Organism: Myodes glareolus (Bank vole)
Lineage: Eukaryota; Metazoa; Chordata; Mammalia; Rodentia; Cricetidae
Gene: Kcnk13
Product: potassium two pore domain channel subfamily K member 13
Biological process (GO): stabilization of membrane potential; potassium ion transmembrane transport
Cellular component (GO): plasma membrane
Molecular function (GO): outward rectifier potassium channel activity; potassium ion leak channel activity
Source: RefSeq, a predicted model, not a curated record